Molecule: messenger RNA, 521 nt
Organism: Atta colombica
Lineage: Eukaryota; Metazoa; Arthropoda; Insecta; Hymenoptera; Formicidae
Gene: Pa1
Product: PAXIP1-associated glutamate-rich protein 1
Exons: 3
Coding region: 69-521 (150 amino acids)
Source: RefSeq, a predicted model, not a curated record
CGCAUCGAUUCAGUGUAUUUUUAUCAAAUUUAAGGUUGACGGAAUCUUCUUAACAUUUACCAAAGAAAAUGGAACGCACUGAAGAAGAUUGGUUUGUAGAGUGUUCAGAUGAUGAGAAAUAUGAAAUGGAUGAAAAGCAUAAAUGGAAUAUAAAGGCUGAGGAGAUGCUCUCAUUAAUUGAAGGUUUAGAAAUAAAUAAUUGUAUUCUAGAACUUGAAUGGAAGUGUCCUGGUAGACGAGGGCCUUCUCCUGUUCCUUCAAACAAUUUACAACAGGAGCUUGAAUCUCCAGAAUAUAAAACUGAAGAAAAGUCUGACUUUGAUUUUAUGGAUGAAAUGUCAUUACCAAGAUUACCUGUUCGGAGGAUUGGCGAAAGUACUCCAAAAGGUAGUGCCAAGAAAAAAAUUGCUAGCUUUAAUGGAGUAAUAUCUACAAUGUUAAGACAUCGUAGAUUGGAGCAACAAGAAAUAAAUUCAAGUCCAAAAAAAGGUGAAUCUCCUAUGUUAAAGCCACCUACUUAA